GCAUGCGACGCACGGAAGAGGAGGAGCUGCAUAUGUCCUAAAAUACCCACAAUCUCAGAUAGAGCCAUGGCUUCGAAUGUGCCCGUAAAACAAGAACCAACAGAUGCAACUGAUUUGGAAAACAGGAUAAUUGAAUUAUGUCGGUCAGAUCCCAAAGGAAUCGGUGAUGCUAUUAUACAGGAAGAUAUGCCACACAUUGAUGUGCGACAACGAGCUACAGCCAUUAAUCGAUUAUUGUCUGCUGGUCGCAUUGAUUUACUGAAAACUACUGCAGGAUUAGUUUACAAAUUAAAAGAUCCACAGACAUCUAGUAAAAUGAAGGGAUCUGAUAAUCAAGAGAAGUUGAUAUACCAGAUAAUAGAAGAAGCAGGAAAUAAAGGAAUAUGGAUCCGUGAUAUUCGUUAUAAAAGUAACUUACUCAUGACACAAGUCAGCAAGAUUCUUCGUAAUCUGGAGAGUAAAAAACUCAUUAAAGCUAUCAAAUCUGUUGGGGCAUCAAAAAAAAAAGUUUAUAUGUUAUAUAACAUAGACCCAGAUAGAUCAGUGACCGGUGGUGCUUGGUACAGUGAUCAAGAUUUUGAAUCAGAAUUUGUAGAAGUUUUAAAUCAACAAUGUAUGAAAUUUCUUCAUCAAACGAGAGUGAAUGCCGAGAAUAGCAAACACGAUCCUAUUACUAAAAGAAAUGCAUCAUAUGCAUCGUCCAAUGAAGUCUGGAAAUUCAUAUCGGAAUUAGGAAUAAGUAAAGUACAGCUUUCAGUAGAAGACAUAGAAACUAUAUUGAAUACAUUAAUAUACGAUAACAAAGUGGAAGUAACAGUGGUUGCAAGUGUUGAAAGUGGACAGAUAAAAUUAUAUAGAUCUAUUGAAUUGCUGAUUGAACCAACAGGUCUCAUGAGAACAGCAUGUGGUGUUUGUCCAGUAUUUAAUGAGUGUCAAGAAGGGGGUACUAUAUCACCUACUACAUGUAUUUAUAUGAAGGAAUGGUUGGAUUACUAAGUUCUGUUUUAAUGCAACUAUCAAUAUCUAAACAUUUAUUUAGUGACUCACAGGGAAUGGAUUCCAUGGGUGUAAUUUGAAUGUACCGG
This is a messenger RNA of Saccoglossus kowalevskii, 1085 nucleotides long. RefSeq names its product DNA-directed RNA polymerase III subunit RPC6-like. Lineage: Eukaryota; Metazoa; Hemichordata; Enteropneusta; Harrimaniidae. The record is from RefSeq and is a predicted model, not a curated record. Gene Ontology annotation, biological process: transcription by RNA polymerase III. Gene Ontology annotation, cellular component: RNA polymerase III complex.